ACAUUAAACUCAUUUUCAUAUUAGAAAAAAAAUAACUUAGAAAAACUCGAGCGCUCUUAUAGCAUUCGGACUUUAGGCAGUUGCACAUUAUUGACAAAAAACCAGCUAAGUGUUUCUUAAUUCAACUCAAAAUGAUAUCAUUAAAUAAAAUAGUUCUUUUAGUGACGUUGCUAUUAUCCAGUUUUGGCUUUGAUUUUGUUUUCUCGACCAAUCUUGACCCAAAUGAAAUGAUGAUGCCAAAAAUGGGAGAACAAAAGCAACAGGAACCAUCUGGCGGGUCCAGAGGCGAAUGGCUUCCCAGCAGAAACGAAGGCGGAGAGUUCCGGCUGAAAAUAGGAGCCAGAGACGAGUUUUGUUUCCACGAGUACUUCGACCUAAAGGAGACUUCAAAUAUUAAGUACAACAUCAUCAUUCGGGUUCUGAAGGGAGGGAGGAGCAAGGACAUAGACAUCAAUGUGUACACACCCAAAAGCACCCACAUCAUCAAGGAGAAGCGGAAGCAGAGCUACUCGGGUGCCCUGGAGAUCAGUGAGGGGGACUGGCGCUUCUGUCUCAACAACAAGUUCAGCAGUGUCUCCGCCAAAAUCAUCUUCUUUUCCCUCCGGCCGGCCGAGACAGAGUCUUUGAGGAAACAGGCCAAGAAAGUAGUGCCUACUGUGCUCACGUAUUCAGACGCCGCGCUCGAGCAGAUCAACACUAACAUGCACAUAGUCCAGAGCCAUCAGGUGGAGAGUAGACUGAAGAUGGCAAGUCACUGGUACCACGUGCAGGGUCUGAAUGAGCGGGUGUCCAACUACAGCAUAGUAGAGCUACUAGUCAUGUGUGCAUCCCCCAUAGUACAAGUCACUCUACUCCGGCGUCUAUUCUCCUACAGGUACACGAAGAGAUACACCAGCAAUGGAGCUGCAGUCAACCCUCAGGCAUAACCAUUCUACAUAUCUGUGCUUGCAGCUCGAUAAAAUCGAUUAAACGUGUUUUAAAGUUUCAACUUCUCAAAUGCAAUUUUAUUAAUUUGCCAAUACAUAUCAAGUAAUUCAUGUGGAUUCAAUUCAAUUUAUCUUCGUCCUGAAAAAAAACACUUCUUUCAUUGUCUGUUUGUGCCUUGGUUUAGCUAGUGUUUUAUCAAAUUGCUUUACUUUUUUCCUUGAGUAACUAUGUUAGAAAACUGAUAAAUCAGUCCGAGGCACUGAUGAAAUCCGU
Messenger RNA from Symsagittifera roscoffensis, 1200 nucleotides. RefSeq names its product transmembrane emp24 domain-containing protein 5-like. Gene Ontology annotation, cellular component: Golgi apparatus; endoplasmic reticulum; COPII-coated ER to Golgi transport vesicle. Gene Ontology annotation, biological process: Golgi organization; endoplasmic reticulum to Golgi vesicle-mediated transport; intracellular protein transport. The record is from RefSeq and is a predicted model, not a curated record. The transcript has 4 exons. NCBI's taxonomy places the organism in Eukaryota, Metazoa, Xenacoelomorpha, Acoela, Convolutidae. Bases 132 to 926 code for a protein of 264 amino acids.